ACCGGAGAGGGAGAGCUCCCCAAAUGGGUGAUGGAUUCUAGUGUUCGUGAGAGCAUUCGCUAUAUGCAGGAAGCAAAUAAUUGCCGGUCUGAGAUACGCAGACUCACUGCAGAGCAUGCUAACCUCCAACACUGGUUGGCUCAUGAGCAUGCUGCA
Molecule: messenger RNA, 156 nt
Organism: Cantharellus anzutake
Lineage: Eukaryota; Fungi; Basidiomycota; Agaricomycetes; Cantharellales; Hydnaceae
Exons: 1
Source: RefSeq, a predicted model, not a curated record